UAAUGUUGCACUUCGUUUGGUUUGCAUUGGGAUUGUGUCUUAUUUUUCUAAUUGUCGACUUUUGGUUGACUGGUGGUGGCUGGACUCCAGGCAGUGCAUCGACGCGGAUGAUUUCCAACGAUGAGGCGCAUUUUAAUGACACACUUUUAAGAUUAUUAGUUCCACGUUGGCUCGGCUCAAUUGGCCAUACGGAUGUGUGCAACUUCCUUGUCGACGAACUUCAUCAUCUUGGUUUCAAUGCCGUUCAAAAUGAAUUCACAGACCCGAUUCCGAUCACCAAUGUGCUGGGAAUCAUGAAUCCGAAUGCAACGCAUUUUCUAAUGCUCAGUUGCCACUACGACUCCAAGUACUUGGAAGUAGCCGAAGAGUAUGUGGCGGCUACCGAUGGAGCCGUCUCCUGCGCCAUUCUGCUGAAUAUGGCCAAAAGAUUGAAAUAUUUUUUCUCAAGAGAGUUUUCGCAGCGAAAAGAUAUCGGUUUGUUGCUGGUUUUCUUUGAUGGUCACGACUCUGUGAAUGGUAUUACGGAUAUGACAUAUCCACUCUUUGGAUCCAGCGGCUUUGUGGAAUCGGAAACCAUACCAUUAAAACAGAUCACAUUGCUCAUCUCACUCAAUUUGAUUGGCGCCCCCAAUCACAUAUACAUGAGCAGAUAUGAGCAAACAUUCGGCAUGCACGAGCGGAUGGCCGAAAUCGAGCUGGAGUUGCGCCAAUUGGGUCUACUGAGCGAGUGCCACCAGCUGUUUUACAAGCUGAAGGAUCAUGACAGCGAUAUCGAUGACGAUCACAAUUCGUUCCUUGAAUCGGGUGUGCCAGUGAUGCAUGUGGUGCCUCACACUUAUCCCGAAUUGUGGCUCCACGAAGAUGAUAAUUUUGAGAAUUUACAUUGGCCAACAGUUCGUAAUAUGAACGCGAUAAUUACACGUUUCGUUUAUGAAUAUUUCAAGAAAAACAAUGGCUCGGAUUUAAAUGCAAAAUAAUAAGAAACAUGUCAUCAAUGCCGCCCAAUAAAUUGUAUAACAUCGAUAUAUCAUCCGACUAAAAUAGUUAUCGAUGAUGUCGAUAGCUGGUGAA
This is a messenger RNA of Drosophila grimshawi, 1071 nucleotides long. RefSeq names its product glutaminyl-peptide cyclotransferase. NCBI's taxonomy places the organism in Eukaryota, Metazoa, Arthropoda, Insecta, Diptera, Drosophilidae. Gene Ontology annotation, molecular function: glutaminyl-peptide cyclotransferase activity; zinc ion binding. The record is from RefSeq and is a predicted model, not a curated record. The transcript has 4 exons. The coding region runs from base 3 to 977 and encodes 324 amino acids.